Juglans regia (Persian walnut) is the source of this 2203-nucleotide messenger RNA. RefSeq names its product probable protein S-acyltransferase 4. The transcript is spliced from 6 exons. Gene Ontology annotation, molecular function: protein-cysteine S-palmitoyltransferase activity. Lineage: Eukaryota; Viridiplantae; Streptophyta; Magnoliopsida; Fagales; Juglandaceae. Gene Ontology annotation, biological process: protein targeting to membrane; peptidyl-L-cysteine S-palmitoylation. The coding region runs from base 506 to 1870 and encodes 454 amino acids. The record is from RefSeq and is a predicted model, not a curated record. Gene Ontology annotation, cellular component: Golgi apparatus; endoplasmic reticulum.
UUGCUAAGCUGCCGGUCGUUAGUUUAAUAGGCUGUCCACAGUGUCUGCGAGGAAUUGGAACAUCCGCCGCCCAACUCAUGGUUGCCAGCCUUUUGGAAGAAAGAAAUAGAAAAAUAAAAGAGUUUUUGAGACAGAGAGGGAGAGAGUUUUACAAACUCCAAAGAGUAAUGGACAGAAAGUGAGAAUCUUUUUCGCUUGGUAUAAUCCGUCUGAAACAAAAAAACAUUUUUGGGUGAGAGGAGAGGUAGCUGGAUUUGUUAUUCCUAGAUCAAACAACAUUUUUCUGUCUCUCUCUUUCUCAUCACCUGUCUUUCUAACCCCCACUACAGGAUCACCAUCCCAUCAAGUAAAUUUGUAUUUCUUGUGGAGAUAUUUGGGGGCUGGUCUGGUUAUGCAAUGGAUGGAGAGGAAAAGAAAGUGGGGUUCCGAUAAGAACGAGGUUUUCUUUGGUUUGGAACAGAAGUUCUAAUCUUUGUUCUGGGUUGUUUUUCUUCGUGGUGAGAGUAUGGAUUCAAAUGAUAAACCCAAGAGGCUCUACAAAGUUUGGAAGGGAAGCAAUAAAUUUUUAUGUGGUGGGAGAUUGAUAUUUGGUCCUGAUGUUGCCUCUCUAUUUCUAUCCACGUUCCUUAUUGGAGGCCCUGCAAUUGCUUUUUGUAUAAAUGUAUAUCUUAAGAUCAAAGAUGACAACGACAAGAACCAUGGACUUUGGUGUUCUGUGUUGUUCGUGGGCUCAAUCCUAACUGUUUUGGAUUUAACAUUUCUCUUCUUGACCUCUGGAAGAGAUCCUGGAAUAGUCCCUAGAAAUUCAAGGCCUCCAGAGUCAGAUGAAGCAUGUGAAGCAACUACACCAUCUAUGGAGUGGGUUAAUGGUAGAACCCCUCACAUGAAACUUCCCCGGAUGAAAGAUGUGAUUGUGAAUGGUCACACUGUCAAAGUGAAAUACUGUGACACUUGUUUGCUCUACCGCCCACCUCGUAGUUCGCAUUGUUCCAUCUGCAACAAUUGUGUCCAGAGAUUUGAUCAUCACUGUCCAUGGGUUGGUCAGUGCAUUGGAUUACGUAACUAUCGGUUCUUCUUCAUGUUCAUUUCAACAUCAACCAUCUUGUGCAUACAUGUCUUUGUGUUUUCUUUGAUCAGCAUUCUUAAAAAGGAUGGCAAUUUUUUGAAGGCUAUACCACAUGAUAUCCCGUCAGAUUUUCUCAUAGUCUACUGCUUCAUAGCUGUCUGGUUCGUCGGUGGUCUUACAAUUUUCCAUUUCUAUCUGAUUUGCACAAACCAGACAACGUAUGAGAACUUCCGUUACCAAUAUGAUAAGAAGGAGAACCCAUACAACCAGGGAAUGAAGAAAAACCUCAGAGAAGUUUUAUUCUCUAAGAUUCCGCAUUCCGUGAAUAAAUUCCGAUCAUUUGUGGAGGAGGACGAACAUGCGGUGCUGGCGUUUGUGAGUCCGAAUCUUGGGGAAGCUACUAUUAGCCCAAAGGAGAAAAUUGACAUUGAAAUGGGAACUAGGUGUGCAGAGAGCAGUGGUUUCUCGCUUCCUGAAAUUUUGCGAAAUUUGGACUAUGAUGAUUUGGAGGAGAAUAUGAAGAGUACGGAGGAAGAACAAAGACCUGCUAUUGAUGCUUUGCCUGUUCAGCAGGAAUCAAAACAAUCUAUUCAAAGUUCCAUUGGUGAAGAUGGAGUGACAAAAUUCAUGCAAAGCUCAUUAAUUGCAGAUGAAGUGACAAUGUCUAUUCAAAUAUCCUCUUCUGGUGAUGGAGCUGUUGAAUCUGACCAAAAGUCCGUGGCUGUCAAUGGAACUAAAGCAGUCGAAGAAACUGAUGAAGGAAAUAACCCGCACCAAACCAUAACAUCAGUUUUCCAAGCAUAAAGGACAUUCUUCUGUGGCUUGUACAUCUAGAAGCAGACAAGGAUUUCUUUGUUUUUCUAGGAUUGUGAGUUCCCAAAUGCAGCAGAGGUUGAAAUGAUGCGCAGGAAUGUUAAUUUUGCUGGAAAAGAAGAGGAGAUUGUUGGUCCAUAGGCGUUUUUCGUCAGUUAAUGUUCCACCUCUUCUGACUAACGAUUGUAAAUUGUUGUUGGCUGUAAAGAAAGAAAAGGAAAGAUAAAAAUACCAUUUGUAUUGAAAGAAAACCCGAGAAAAUUCACACAGACGCUCUCUGAUUUUUUAAGGAAAUUAGCACCUCCAUUAAGUUUCUCUCUUUUG